Pectinophora gossypiella (pink bollworm) is the source of this 4089-nucleotide messenger RNA. RefSeq names its product semaphorin-1A. Gene Ontology annotation, molecular function: semaphorin receptor binding; chemorepellent activity. The transcript has 13 exons. The record is from RefSeq and is a predicted model, not a curated record. NCBI's taxonomy places the organism in Eukaryota, Metazoa, Arthropoda, Insecta, Lepidoptera, Gelechiidae. Bases 390 to 2639 code for a protein of 749 amino acids. Gene Ontology annotation, biological process: positive regulation of cell migration; neural crest cell migration; axon guidance.
CACAUCACUUAAACUGUCUCCAAAUUAAAAGUGAUUUUAUAACAACAUGUUAAAAUAAAAUAGUUUGUUAUUAUUUGAACUAGUGAUUAUAAAUAACUAACUGUGAAAGUGGUUUAGUAAGUGAACUGAAGGUAAAAGUAAACUUUUCAUCGCGGAAUUAAUCUGUUAAUUUAAUUUCAAGACUGUUAAACUCUGAACUGUUAUCGAAAAACUGUAUUCUUCAACAAGGUCAAGCGUUGGUUUCAUCGCGGGCAAUAAUUCAAUUGGCCAUUCCCAGGUGAAAUGUUUACACCCCGGAAAUUACCGUGAAAUAAGUGGAACAGCUUGAAUAACGAACCCGGAUGCAGUGGAAGAUGGCGUGUGUAGAGAGGACGAGGUAUUGAAGCAAGAUGGCCAUCGCGCGCGCAGUUCUGAUCCUCCUGGCGUCCACGGCACAAGCAUGGAUGCCGGACGCCAACUCCAGAAUACACGUCAAAUACGGCGAUGAAACUUCAGAACAGUUCGUAGGCAACGCGACGGCGCCAGACCACUUUCGGAUUCUAGACAAAGAUGACUUCUCCAUUAUUGUCGGAGGAAGGAACACCGUCUACAACCUCAGCCUCUACGACUUAUCGGAGAAUAUAGAUCAGCGCCUUGAAUGGCAGUCAACGGACGCACACAGAGAACUGUGCCAGCUGAAAGGCAAGUCCGCGGACGAGUGUCAGAACUACCCGCGCGUGGCUGCGCGAGCGCACGGCCGGCUGCUGGUGUGCGGCACCAACGCCUUCAAGCCGCUGUGCCGGCGGUACGCACGCCACCCGCCCAGCCACCACCUCGAGGAGUUCGACGGCUCCGGCCGCUGCCCUUAUGACCCGCAACACAACUCAACUGCCAUAUUCGCAGAUGGCCAAUUAUACACGGCGACGGCAGCCGAUUUCUCCGGCACGGACCCGCUGAUAUACCGCGAGCCGGUACGGACGGAGCGCUCUGACCUUCGGCUGCUCAACGACCCCUCGUUCGUCGGCGCUGUGGCCUCCACCAGUCACGUGUACUUCUUCUACCGCGAGACAGCAGUCGAAUACAUGAACUGUGGCAAGGCUGUGUAUUCGAGAGUAGCACGAGUGUGCCUCAACGACAAAGGCGGUCCUCACACAUUCAGCGAUCGAUGGACAUCUUUCCUGAAGGCGCGCCUCAACUGUUCUAUGCCUGGCGAAUACCCGUUCUAUUUUGACGAAAUACAGGCAACGACUGAAUUAAUAAAUGGGGUAUACGGAAGUGGAGCCAGCAGGAGCGACAUCGUGUAUGCAGUCUUUACAACUCCACAAAAUGCAAUAGGCGGAUCAGCUGUAUGUGCAUUUGCCAUGAGGGACUUGCUAGAUGUAUUUGAGGGGCCAUUUAAGGGCCAAGAGAGCAUGAAUUCGAAUUGGCUACCAUUAGAAAAAGAGAAACUACCUGAAAAAACACCGGGCACUUGCGUGGAAGACAGCAGAACGCUCUCCGAAUCGUCAGUGAACUUUAUAAAGACACAUCCGCUGAUGGACAAAGCAGUGCCGUCUUUCCUGGCACGCCCGAUUCUUAUCAGAGUUAGUCUGCAAUACAGAUUCUCUGCCAUAGCUGUGCACCCGCAAGUACAAGCUAUGAACGGCAACAAGUACGACGUGAUGUACGUGGGGACAGACGAUGGGCGCGUUAUUAAGGCUGUGAACGUAGCUUCUAACGAGGGCGUGUUCGACGCCAGUGUCGACGAGUACAGCAAGAGCCCCGUAAGGACAGCUGUGAUCUCAGAGGUACAAGUGCUACCUCCCGGCGUGCCCAUCAAACAGAUGCACGUCGCUCUCACUACUGAGAAGUUGAUUGUCGCCUCCGGUGACAUUAUAAAAGCGGUGACGUUGUCACACUGCAGCAACGUGCAAUCUUGCAGAGAAUGCGUCGCGUUACAAGAUCCCCACUGCGCAUGGGAUUCCAAACAACAACAAUGUUCUUGGGUCGGAAACAGGCAAUUUCCUAAUCCCGAGAGAUUUCUACAAAAUGUAGAGUAUGGAAAGACUGAAAUAUGUAAUAAGCUGCCAGCCCUCUUACCAAACGACCGACAUAGUAAUAGAAAUCCGGGCACAAAGAAGCCUGCGCUUUCAGAACCCGACAUGCGUCAGAAGCCUGACGAUAUUCAGAAUGAAAUAUUAAUAGAAGUUGUCGAAACUAACGUUCUAUCUGAAGAAAAGAAUUCUAACAACAAUAAACAUGAAACAGAUCUGCUAACUGUUGAAGCCGCCGACGGCAACAUCUACAGUGCGCAGGCGCUGCUUACAGCCGUAGUGGCGUCGUGUCUGGUCACUCUCAUGGUGGGAUUCGUUAUCGGAUAUCUCUUCUCGCGGCGAUUUCGACACCCAUUUUUUACCGAUACCUCACCCUUCAAUGAACAACACAAUCAUCUUAACAGACUGAGCCCGUUAGAGACGCCGCUAAAUGCCAACACAGCGUACAUGCCGCCGCGGUCCAAGAACGUGAAUAUGGUGGCCAAUGUGUGCCCACUAGCUAAACAGGACAAUUUGCAUCUGGAACUAGGAAAGGAGCGCACCCUCGACCUCCGCAACUCCACCGAGUCCCUCGACAAGGACCUUAAGUGCGGCACCCUACAGAAAGUUAAAAAGACUUACAUUUGAAAACUACCCCAGCAAACGGUGUACGGAUCGAUUGCUAAGUGAUAAGACGAUGUGUGCGUCGCGAGUGCCAAGUCUUCCGAGUAACUCGGGUACGACAACGUGUGUUCAGUAUGUGUGUCGACGGUGACUUUGAGUGCUGUAAAUAUUGUUUUAUCAAAUGUACAGUUUCAAAUAUACCUAAGACUUUAUUUGAAUUUACUAUGUGAAGAUUGCAUUUAAACUUAGAUCGAUAUCGGAGAGAAAUUAUUUGGAUGUUCAAUACUUAAUAGACAUUUAUCGCCAGUAUCAAGGAUAUUAAUAGAUAUUUAAUAUAUUUACGAAGAAGUAGAAAGCCUAGCUAGACUGAUUUUUGAUAAAUGUACAUAUUCAGUACUGAACAUCUAGUAUUCUACAUUCCAUAAGCUACGUAGGAAUAAUAUUGCAGUGCAGCUACUUGUAAAUAUAAAUAAAUGUGUAUAUAAAGCUACUUUAAGCCAGGGAGCUAUGAACAUGUUUAAUGUAGAUACCUACCUAGAACCAAUAAUCUUGAAGAAACAAUGUGAAAGUCUUCAAAGACCACACAGAAUGUUGACAAAAAUAGAUAUUAUAAAAAUAUUCUACUUUAGAGAAGAGAUCAUGUUAAAAUUUUGUUACAUAUAAAGUUGAAAAUGAUUAUUAUAGCAUGUGAUUGCUGUGCUAAGUGCAUAGUGCCUUGUAGGUUGCCAAUUUAGUGCCUAAUGUAACCUAGGAUACAUCAGGAAGGGAAAUGUUUAGCCUCCCAUUAGAUAUUGUGUUAUACAUGUUCAAAACUAUAAAUGAACUGAGCAAGCUUAACAAGCUUUGUACAUACAAUGUAUAAUGUGCAAGAUGUGAACUUCUCAAUAUUAUGUUGUUUAAGAUAGUUUGCUUUCUCCAUAUGUUAAGUGUUUAUGUUAAAUGUUUUGUCUUUCAUCCAUAGUCAAUGAAUGCUCCAAUGGCUAUAACAAAAAUGUGAGAUUUAUUUGAAUGAGUGACCUAAACUGUGAACUAUACUCAAGUAAACAAUUAGGCUGAAGUAACCACCAGAGAUCUAAAAUUAGCAAGUGUUCCCACCGUGAUACAAACAAAGUCUAUUAAGAUAAGCAGAUGUGUCUGUUUCUGUACAUAAUACAAAUAAAAUUUUAGAAGAUAAAAAUAAUGUUAUUAUAAUAUUUACUAUCAAAGUAAAAAAUCAACUUGUUUUCAUCAUAUCACUUUAUUUUGAUUUAUUUACCUGAUGGUAAAUAAUUUAGGGAAGUUUAGAUUGUGUAUUUCUAGUGUGCUGUCAUUGCAAAGUAUCACUCAUUAUGUACAUUCAGCCCAAAUUCAUUAUACAAUCCUAAUUCAAGAAUACAUUUUAUUUAUAUUUUUUAUAUUAUAAUAAAUCAAUUUAAUACUUAGCAAUUUUAUCAAUUUCCAUAAUAGUGGAGAAAAUAUAAGUAUUAUUACAAUA